Molecule: messenger RNA, 1771 nt
Organism: Aspergillus costaricaensis CBS 115574
Lineage: Eukaryota; Fungi; Ascomycota; Eurotiomycetes; Eurotiales; Aspergillaceae
Product: flavin-containing monooxygenase
Exons: 4
Coding region: 52-1713 (553 amino acids)
Molecular function (GO): NADP binding; flavin adenine dinucleotide binding; N,N-dimethylaniline monooxygenase activity
Source: RefSeq, a predicted model, not a curated record
CUGCGUGUUUGCAACUCCUCUCGCAAAUUUGAGGAUUUCUUUGCCAUCACCAUGCCAUCCAGAGAGUCCGUUCCUUCUGAAUCCACAGCAUAUGCUGUAGAUCCCAAGCGAUUUGCUUUCACUCCUCGAAAACUCAGAGUCGUCUGCAUUGGAGCGGGCUUUUCGGGACUGAUCCUUGCACACAAGCUCAAGCACGAGCAGCCUCUUGAGUUUGUCGACUUCACCAUCUAUGAAAAGAAUCCCGAGGUAGGGGGUACUUGGUUUGAGAACAUCUACCCUGGUGUGGGCUGCGACGUGCCUGCUCACAGUUAUGUAUUUCCCUUUGAGCCCAAUCCGUCCUGGUCGCAAAGCUAUGCCAAGGGCCCGGAAAUCGAGGAAUACAUCCGAUCGACAACUGAGAAGUACGGGCUGAAGGAGAAGAUCAUCUUCAACACCCGACUUGUCAAGUCUGUUUGGAACGAGGAACGGGGUAAAUGGGUCCUCGAGCUCAACCAGAACGAUACAACUGUCUACGAUGAAGCAGAUAUUCUCAUCAAUGCCGGAGGCAUCCUCAAUCGGUGGAAGAUGCCCACGAUUGAAGGUCUGAACCGGUUUGAGGGCAAGCUCCUCCACACAGCGGGUUGGGAUCCGGCCUACGACUGGUCCGACAAAAAGAUCGCUGUCAUCGGUAAUGGCUCCUCGGGGAUCCAGAUCGUGCCUGCGCUGCAGCCUAAGGCUGCCCGGAUCGUCAACUACAUCCGCCAUCCAACAUGGGUGUCGGUCAAUUUGUGCCCGGACACGACCAGGGAUGGAAUGGGUACCAACUUUGUAUACACCGAAGAAGAAAAGGCCCGAUUUCGGGAUGACCCUGAGGGUUUUCUGGAAUACAGGAAGUUUAUCGAGCGCUCAGUCAAUACCGUCUACAAGCUGAUGCUCAAGGGAUCCGAGUACAAUCAGAUGCUAUACACAGCGACAGAGCAAUUGAUGAGGCAGCGUCUUAGCAAGAAUCCACACCUAAUCAAGAAGCUCAUCCCCGACACUGCUAUCGGAUGUCGUCGUCUUAGCCCCGGAGACGGAUAUCUAGAAGCCAUGCAGGAGCCCAACGCAGAGUGGUGCUUUGAUCCCAUUGAGAGCAUCACCAAGACUGGCAUCCAGACCGCCCAAGGUGAGGAGGAAUUUGACCUCAUUGUCUGCGCCACAGGUUUCGACACCACCUUCAUCCCUGGUUGGGAGAUGGUAGGCCGGAACGGUCGUCAGCUCGCUCACGACUGGAAGACGACACCCGAGGCAUAUUUCUCCAUCUGCUGUCCUGGCAGUCCCAACUAUUUCAUGUUCGCCGGGCCUAACUGCCCUAUUGGUCAUGGAAGCGUCCCUCAGAUGCUAGCCUGGACUGCGGACUACAUUCUGCAGUGGGUGAAGAAGAUUUCCCGGGAAGAUAUUCACUCCGUUGUCGUAACCGACUCCGCAAACCAGCUGUAUAACCGCCAUGUCCAGGCAAACCUGAAACAUACCGUCUGGAGCUCAGGCUGCACUGCCUGGUACAACAAUGGCUCGGCUGUCACGGCCAUGUAUCCUGGCAGUGUUCUUCACUUCAAAGAGGCCAUCUCUGCCAUCCACGGCGAAGACUUUGAUAUCCGCUACCAAAAUAACGCUAACCCCUUUGCCUAUCUUUCGAAUGGCGAGCUGGAGUGGGAGAGAACAGAGGGGGCAGAUUUGGCGUUUUAUUUGAAAUAGGCCUGUAUUGGGUGGACUACUUAGUAAUAUCAUGUAUAUGAAUGAAUGAUGAGACUGG